Molecule: messenger RNA, 1041 nt
Organism: Colletes gigas
Lineage: Eukaryota; Metazoa; Arthropoda; Insecta; Hymenoptera; Colletidae
Gene: AQP
Product: aquaporin-11
Exons: 5
Coding region: 250-1041 (263 amino acids)
Cellular component (GO): cytoplasm
Molecular function (GO): channel activity
Source: RefSeq, a predicted model, not a curated record
AACCAGGUAAUUUGGGAGAGCUAUUUAAAGCCGCGGCGACAUAUCCGGACGGAUAUAUUCAAUUACACACACUCGCCAGUUUUAAAUAACUGGUUGAGGAAAAUCUAGCGCCGCGCGUAGGAAAAGAGAAAGGAUAGAGAAAUAGUUUUAGUGUCGUGUCAACGUACGAAACUCGAGAUAUGAAAAGAACGACUGAGGUUCGGUGAUAGACAGUAUUGCCAUCCAGUUCGUGCAUAUUAAAUAAGCACCAUGAGCGCAACAAUGAUCGCAUUAGCGGUCUCCACGCUGUACAUUCUGCUCACGAGUCUCAUUGCGUAUUGGAUGAGAAGAUACGUGACAUAUUAUAUACGGGACCCGUUCCUACGGUCACUAUUUUUAGAAGGCAUUGCUACCGGCGAACUUUGCGGUGCAUGUUUCGAACUUAUAAUAAUCGCCGAAAAUUGGGGCGUCUCCAUGUAUGGGUUAUACUUAUUCGUACUGACGAUUUGGUGGUCUAUGAACUGGGGCGAUGCAACUGCAUGUCCUUAUACGCACAUCGAGGACUUCAUCGAGGGGAAGAAGUCGGUGCGCGACGCUUUCCUUUUAAUAUGGGCUGAGCUUGUCGGCGGUCUUGCUGUUUUUAGAUACAUACAAUUACUUUGGGCGCUCGAGAUCGUCUCGACACACAAGAACAAAGCGUUUGAAGAUUGCACCACAGAUUUACAGGUGCCCGUAAUAUUCGGGGCGUUCGUCGAAUGCGUGGCGACGUGCGUAUACAGGGUGGUGUCGCACGGUUUGAACGAAAUAAACUCAAAGUUCAACAUUAUCAUCGAUUCCUUCAUUGGGACAAGCCUGGUCAUCGCAGCUUUCGAUUAUUCCGGCGGCUACUUCAAUCCCGCGCUGGCAACCUCAUUGAAGUAUGGAUGUUUGGGCACAUCUUUUAUGGAUCAUGUAAUAGUGUAUUGGGUAGGCGCAUGCGCCGGUUCUAUCGCCUCUUUACGAGUCUAUAGAUCGCCGUUCAUUCAACGGUACAUGGAACAGUACAAGGAGAAGAUUCAUUAA